GCCGUCACGCAGAAGUACCUCAUUGUCACUGCAAACUAUCCAGCUCGCAGGCUGGGUGUCACCAAACUACAGGGAAUCACUGUUGCCAAGGAGCGCUGCCCUGGCUUGGUGCUCGUUAGCGGCGAAGACCUGUCACCUUACCGGCAGGCCUCCAAGCAGAUCCUGGGAGUGCUGCAGCGCUUUGGUGUUGCCGAGCGUCUAGGCAUGGAUGAGGUCUUCCUGGACGUCACAGAGGAAGUGCGCUCUCGCAUGGCCAAAGGCAUGUUUGCCCCGGCCUUCAUCGGCCAUAUGCACACCAGCAGGGUAAGAUCAGAGCAGGAGUGGGAGGUCGCUCUCAAGAUUGCGAGCAGCAUUGCGGCCGAGGCUCGCGCUGCUGUGAAGGCAGAGGCUGGCUACAGGACGUCUGCAGGCAUCUCCUGCAGCAAGAUGCUAGCCAAGCUGGUCAGCGGCAUGCACAAGCCAGACGAUCAGACCAUCCUGCUGCCCCCAGACGCCCCGGCAUUCGUUGCUCCUCUCCCCGCCCGCACCAUCCCUGGUACGCCGAGCCUUCUGUAA
Coccomyxa subellipsoidea C-169 is the source of this 555-nucleotide messenger RNA. RefSeq names its product DNA/RNA polymerase. NCBI's taxonomy places the organism in Eukaryota, Viridiplantae, Chlorophyta, Trebouxiophyceae, Coccomyxaceae. The transcript has 5 exons. The record is from RefSeq and is a predicted model, not a curated record. The annotation marks the transcript as partial. Gene Ontology annotation, biological process: DNA repair.